Messenger RNA from Haliotis rubra (blacklip abalone), 612 nucleotides. RefSeq names its product late embryogenesis abundant protein 17-like. Lineage: Eukaryota; Metazoa; Mollusca; Gastropoda; Lepetellida; Haliotidae. The transcript has a single exon. The coding region runs from base 1 to 612 and encodes 203 amino acids. The record is from RefSeq and is a predicted model, not a curated record.
AUGGGCGUACGACGAGAUUUGCUGGGCGGGACUAUGGGCGAGUGUCGAGAUUUGCUGGGCGGGACUAUGAGCGAGUGCCGAGAUUUGCUGGGCGGGACUAUGGGCGAGUGUCGAGAUUGGCUGGGCGGGACAAUGGGCGAGUGUCGAGAUUUGCUGGGCGGGACUUUGGGCGAGUGUCGAGAUUUGCUGGGCGGGACUAUGAGCGAGCGUCGAGAUUUGCUUGGCGGGACUAUGGGCGAGAGUCGAGAUUUGCUGGGCGGGACUAUGGGCGAGUGUCGAGAUUUGCUGGGCGGGACUAUGGGCGAGUGUCGAGAUUUGCUGGGCGGGACUAUGGGCGAGUGUCGAGAUUUGCUGGGCGGGACUAUGGGCGAGUGUCGAGAUUUGCUGGGCGGGACUAUGGGCGAGUGUCGAGAUUUGCUUGGCGGGACUAUGGGCGAGUGUCGAGAUUUGCUUGGCGGGACUAUGGGCGAGAGUCGAGAUUUGCUUGGCGGGACUAUGGGCGAGUGUCGAGAUUUGCUGGGCGGGACUAUGGUCGAGUGUCGAGAUUUGCUGGGCGGGACUAUGGGCGAGUGUCGAGAUUGGCUGGGCGGGGCUGAUGGGGAGACACAGUGA